AUGGAAGUGCCAGAAGUGCUCAAAUUCGCCCUAAGAGUCAGCGAUAUCGCUGAAGCGCCCGAGAAUUUGCGACGAAUGAAAUCGAUUGACGAAUCAUUUUCCAUCCGAUCAACAUCAAUUUUCGCUUUGGGAAGAGCUCUUUUGGCUGAGGGAAUGCUAUGGAAAAUGUGCCGAAAACGUUUUAAAGAACGAAAAUUCUGGCUUUUCAAUGAUAUUCUCGUUUACGCGAAAGUGAUCCGAAAAGAGAAAUGUUUCCAUUCACAAAGAGUGAUUCGGUUGGAAACAGCUGAAGUUGAGGAUUUGAGGAAUUCAAUGUUUACAGAAAAUUCAACAUAUCCAUGGAUUUUCAAAUCACCGAAGAAAUCUUUUGUGAUUUGCGCGAAUCGUGCAGAGGAAAAGUUUAAAAGAGGAGAAAAUCGGAAAGAGGAAUAUGCACCGAUUAUGAUUCCCGAUGAUGCGACGAAUGAAUGCAUGAGGUGCUAUCAGAGUCAAUUUGGAUUGAUCAAGAGGAAACACCAUUGCAGAAAAUGUGGCGCCAUCGUUUGUGGUGAGUGCUCAUCAAAUCAAAUGGUGAUCAAGGGACAAAGUGAUAUCCCGCAAAGAGUUUGCAUUAUUUGCUUUGAGAGGAUCAAGAUCAGAACUAUCAUUCGAUAUCAAAAAUUCGAUCAAAUGCCUUUUCGCUUUUUGUUGUUCACUGGUGGUUUGGCUGUGGUGGCUGGAAUGGUGAUCGAAGUUGAGAGAAAAGGUUUUUCUUCACAAUUAUCGCAUAAAGAAGUGAAUCCAUUGAAAUGUGAUGAGGGUUGGGCUCAAUUUAAUGCAUAUUGCUACAAGAAUCAUCCCGCAAAAGUCUCCUACGAUGAGGCGAAAAAGAUUUGCCGAAAAGCGGGCAGUCGAUUGGUGACUAUUCACGGCUAUUUGGAGAAUCGAUUUGUGGAGGAGAUGCAAACGGCUGCCGGGGUCGCUUGUUGGCUUGGAUUGCGGCGAAAAUGUUCUAAAUUUGGAUUCGAAAACUUUGCUUGGACGGACGGGAGCGCGAACGAGUUUUCGAAUUGGGGAAUCGGGAACCCAGAUCCAAUAGAGGGGAAGAUCAGGAAUUGGGUGGUCGUGAGUUUUGAUCUUCAACAACUAAUAGAUAUUAAAUUUCAACGUGUUAUUCAAAGAUGCUGCCGGCUGCAGAUGUUCAACAACUCA
Molecule: messenger RNA, 1191 nt
Organism: Mesorhabditis belari
Lineage: Eukaryota; Metazoa; Nematoda; Chromadorea; Rhabditida; Rhabditidae
Source: the annotation of a GenBank genome assembly